Molecule: messenger RNA, 9931 nt
Organism: Armigeres subalbatus
Lineage: Eukaryota; Metazoa; Arthropoda; Insecta; Diptera; Culicidae
Gene: Toll-6
Product: toll-like receptor 6
Exons: 4
Coding region: 2656-7032 (1458 amino acids)
Biological process (GO): signal transduction
Molecular function (GO): protein binding
Source: RefSeq, a predicted model, not a curated record
ACCGUUGGCCGCCGAGACUCGGUUUGACUCGGUGUUCUGAUUGGGAAAUCCGCUGGGCGGCCACAUUUUCACGUUUUCUUUUUUCGUAGCGAGAAUUGUGUUUUGCGAGAAGAUUUUCUAUCGACGCAGGUGGAGAGUGAGUAUGGCUCUCUAUAGCAGAAAAUGAAACUGACGACGGCAGCUGAACGGAUGCUUGUUUAGCGAAAAUUUUGCCAUCCUCCACUUAAGAGAAACUCUGAAGUAGCAAAAGUUUGGUCCAGUUUCAAGAGGAGCAGUUUUCCGAAUCGUUAUUGGAGAAACAAAAACAGUAGAAUCAGUGCAAAAGGAGCUUUAUUCAUUGAGAAUACUUUUCCGUGAAUAUUGAGGUGCGAGAUAAGUUCCUCUUCCAGGAGUGUUUGGGUAUAAAAUCUCUCGGAAAAAUACUGCACCAUACUGAGCCCCUCCAUGUCGGUGUUGUCGUUACCGCCCCUCAGACCUAGAAAAAGUGACUAAAGUGGAAAAGUACUAUGAGCCUCGUGUUGAUUUCCUGGAGCCAGAUAGAAGUAGAACGCAUUUUCACUAGAAGUGAUUGAGGAAUUUAAUGAGGUAACAGCUUUUGAACAGCGCCUGACGAGUCAAGGUCAGCCCUUUUACAUCAUCGGGGGAAAACUUAUUCGCGGAAGACGUGAGCCAAUUUCUAGCGAGUGGCUUCCAGCGAAAACAAACUAUCGUUGGCUGCUCAUUCACCGUGGGAAAUCAGUGCUUCAACGUCAAUGAGCCCAUCCACCCACUCGGAAAAGAAGUGAAACAUUUGGCACAGGUGGGUGGUAAACAGUUCGAACCAGGAAGAAACCGUACAACUCGAGGCGUGGGUUGGGACGCUGGUGCCGGAGGGGGCGGUGGUGUGGUGUGUUUUUGCUUUUCUGUGGAAACCGAUUCCGCGAGUCAAUUGCGGUAACUCACAAGGCAAAACUCGAAAGCUGUGAUUCAAUUUAAUGCCGUUUGGUUGAUUUUUUUUCUUGCUGUUGGCUAUGACUUGGUUCAGAUUUGUGAACGAGAAAAUAAUAUAAACGUCUCGACGCUGUGAAGUGUAAAUGAUGGUGGAAAUUUUGAAUUGUGCAGAGGAAGUGUUCAAGGGAAGUGACACGGCGUUUGAUUGAAUACAAAAAUAUUAAAAUGUGGAAUGGUUUGAUGACAAAAAUGAAGAUUGAUGAAGCAAAACGGUUGUUAUGAAUUCAAUCAUGUCAGAGGUGUCUCGGAGGAUUUGAAAAGCAAUCGAUUUCCGCUCUCGGGCUACCGGGCUAUUGCUUUUGCUCAACCACCAGACAGUCCGUGUUGGUCGAUGUCAUUUCCUGAAAUCCACAUCAAUCCCGGCGGGCGCAAUCCAUCUUGUCACAGCUAUCGAUAAUUUGGCCUUUUCAAACGGCCCUUGUGAGUUGCAGUCGGGUGUGCAGUAAUUAAAGUCGACAGCCACCGGUGCCGCGCGCCGAAAGGACCCCCUGGCCCGGCCGAGCCGAGAGUAACACCAGUAGGACCAGCAGCGACGGCAGCAUUCUCAAUGCAGUAGAAAUUUUCGAAACAAAACGAUUUCGGUUUUCUGACUUCCUUUCGAGAAGGUGCAGGCGAAAGAAGAACGACGCGAAGCAAACUUCGUCGCAGGAUUAAACGUUUUUCGGGGUGGAAUCGAACGGACGGGAAAAAGUUUGUACAAUACAGGAGCCACGAGUUUGCCGUGAAAGAGAGGCACGGCGAGAGCGAGAGUUUUUAAUUUCGAAUUGAGCGCGUUGGGAGGGAAAAAAACUGUAGAACUAUAUCAGCAUAAAUGAAAAUUAAGUGCAGUUUGCGGCAGUCAGUGGUGAAGAAAUCAGAAUAAAAUAAUGAAGUGAAGCUCGGUGGUGAGGUGGUCGAACAGCGAGCAUAGUGUGUAGAGAAUUCGAUGGAAAAGCCGUAGAACAAACACGGACAAAUAAAAACACGACACCACUACCAGCGAACGUGUGGAGACUUUUGCGCUGCUGUACGCACAGUAUCCUGUUGGGUUCGGGUGCGUUCGGGUUGGACCCAUACGAGCUGGGAGAGAGUUCGACUGUCUUCGGCAGAGCGGAGAGGACGGUGCGAAUGGCGAAGCUCAUAUAUACAAGUGAGCUCGGGCAGCGAACAGUUUAGUACAACUUUAGACGCUCAUGACGAAAGAUGCUCUUGCGUUCGUCGGUACAACAUUCGCGUUUUUACUGUGACAACGAGCAGCCAGGACGAACGAAAACAGUUUCAUUUCGGUUUACAUGAAGGACUACUGAAGCUAGUUGGCAAGUGAUGUGAGAAUCGUACAAACUUUUGUGGAUAAUUUGAUCGUUGUACAGAAGAUUUAACAAGUGUCUAAAUUGGUUAACGCAGAUAGCGGGAAAACAUGAAACAUUGGCGAAGAUGAGAACUUGUAUGAUAUAAAAACACAUUCGACGAAUGGUCUUGUUGCGCUAGUUCUUUAAUGUUUAAUUUGUUCUCUUCAGUUUGUGUUUUGGCGCAAAAGAGAAGGAGGAAAAAGUUUCUCGCUAGGCGUCUGAAAAAUGAAGUGUAUUUAUCUUAAAUGAUUGAAGCAGCCGAUAGAAGCAAAAAAGUGGUUCAAUUUCCGACCAGAGGAAAGAAGUGACGGAGCGUGAAGAAUACGGAGGAGGCAAAAUGAGUCUUAUUACGCGAAAAAGUGAACUAGUGGCGUUGCCGGCCUUGUUGCUGGUCCUGCUGCUGUCGGUCCAGGUCAACUACAGCCUGCAGUACGACUCGGCCGAAGCACGAUACUACCCGACUAGUCCGGUGGAAUCGAAUUUGCGGUACGAUGCUCCGGACGACUGCAAGUACCGCGUUACGCCCGACGAUGAAGUGGAUCUGGUGUGCAAUCUAAGAACUGUGAACAGUGAAUUCGAUAAUACAAACUUUAGUGUGAUACCAUCGGAGCAUACGGCUUCGCUAACGGUGAUUUGUAACGACGCUAUUAUGGCACGGAGCAAACUGCAGCCCAAAUCGUUUGCCCAUCUGAUUAGGCUCAAGAGCCUGUCGAUGGAGCACUGCAAGAUUGCCAAGUUCGGUAACGAUGUUUUGGCAGGGUUGAGCGAUUUGAGGAAUUUCACCCUUCGGACCCACAACAUCAACUGGCCGGAGCUGAAUCUGGAGAUCGAACCGGAGGUGUUUGUGCAUUCGAAAAAUUUGGAGCAGCUGGAUUUCAGCAUGAACAAUAUUUGGUCGCUUCCGGAUCAUUUGUUCUGUUCGCUGAACGGAUUGAGAUCUUUGAACAUCAGUUCGAAUCGACUGCAAGAUGUGAACGAUUUGGGCUUCCGGGAGAAGGUGAAAGAAGAAAUUGCUGGACAAAACGCUAGUACAGUCAGUUGCAAUUUGGAUUUGGAGGACUUGGAUGUUUCGAAAAAUCAUUUCGUGUUGCUGCCUGCAAGUGGAUUUGGAAUGUUGAAACGAUUGAAGCUGCUAAAAAUCCACGAUAACGAAAUUUCGAUGGUUGGCGAUAAAGCUCUAAAUGGGCUGAAAGAGUUGCAGAUACUGGAUUUGAGUUCAAACAAAAUCGUUGCGUUGCCAACGGAUCUGUUUAAAGAUCCCGCUCAAUCUGUCCAGGAAAUCUAUCUGCAGAAUAACUCCAUCAGUGUUUUGGCACCACAUAUUUUCUCCAAGCUGGAACACCUUCAAGCACUGGAUUUGUCCAUGAAUCAACUAACCUCCGCUUGGGUCAAUCGAGAAACAUUCUCCGGACUUAUUCGACUUGUGCUACUGAAUCUCGCAAACAACAAAAUAACCAAACUGGAAUCGGAGAUUUUCUCCGAUUUAUACACCCUCCAAAUCCUGAAUCUGCGUCAUAAUCAGCUAGAAAAUAUCGCCGCUGACACUUUCUCCCCUAUGAACAAUCUGCACACACUGUUGCUAUCCCACAACAAAAUCAAGUACCUUGAUGCAUAUUCGUUGAACGGAUUAUACGCAUUGUCGCUACUUUCCCUCGACAACAACGUCCUGACGGGAGUCCACCCGGAAGCUUUCCGCAACUGCAGCUCUCUCCAGGACCUCAACCUAAAUGGAAACGAACUGACCCAAGUCCCACUCGCAUUGAAAGACAUGCGACUGCUCAGAACCGUUGAUCUGGGCGAAAACUCCAUCACCGUCAUUGAAGAGCCCGGAUUCCGUGGAAUGAACAACCUCUACGGUCUCCGCCUUAUCAGCAACAACAUCGAAAACAUUACCCGGAAAGCAUUCAAGGACCUGCCCAGCCUGCAAAUUUUGAACCUCGCCCGCAACAAAAUCCAAAACAUUGAAUCGGGUGCUUUCGAGUCAGCUUUUAGCGUGCAGGCGAUUCGUUUGGAUGGAAAUUUGCUCACCGACAUUGACGGCCUGUUCACCAAAAUGCCCAACCUGGUGUGGCUAAAUAUAUCCGACAAUCGGCUCGAGCACUUUGAUUACUCGCAAAUUCCCAUCCACCUGCAGUGGCUCGAUUUGCAUAAAAACGAGCUGGCCGAGCUGGGCAACCGCUUCGGGAUGGACAAUCAGCUGUACCUGCAGACCCUCGAUGCUAGUUUCAAUCGGAUUACGAAAGUAACCCCCACGUCCAUUCCGAACAGUAUCGAGUUUUUGUUCCUGAACGAUAAUCAGAUUAUGCACGUGGAGCCGCACUGCUUCAUCCACAAAACGAACCUGACGCGGGUGGACCUCUACGCGAACCAGCUGACCGGGUUGGAUAUCAAGGCGCUGAGGUUGCAACCGGUGCCGGGUGAUAAGCAGCUUCCGGAGUUCUACAUCGGUGGGAAUCCGUUCGUGUGCGACUGCAACAUCGACUGGCUGCAGAAGAUUAACCACGUGACUUCGCGCCAAUAUCCGACGAUUAACGACAUAGAAACGGUGUACUGCAAGCUGAUGUACAAUCGGGAGCGGGCGUUCAUUCCGCUGAUUGAGGCCGAACCGAAGCAUUUCUUGUGCAACUAUCAGACGCACUGCUUCGCCUUGUGCCACUGCUGCGAGUUUGACGCGUGCGACUGCGAGAUGACAUGCCCGAACAAGUGCCAGUGCUAUCACGACAACAGUUGGUCGACCAACGUGGUGGACUGCUCGGCCGCGGGCUAUACCGACAUUCCGAACAAUAUUCCGAUGGACACGACCGAGGUGUAUUUGGAUGGGAACAAUUUGGUGGAACUGUCCGGGCAUAGUUUUAUCGGGAGGAAGAAUUUGAAAGUGCUGUACGCGAAUCAUUCCAAUAUCGAGAUAAUUUACAACACGACGUUCAUCGGACUGAAGAGGAUGAUGAUUCUGCAUUUGGAACAUAAUAACAUUCAGAAGUUGUACGGAAAUGAGUUUAGUGCGUUGGAGGGAUUGCGGGAGUUGUAUCUGCAGGGGAAUAAGAUCUCCUACAUUGAAGAUCACACGUUUUCGGAACUGAGAAAAUUGGAAGUGUUGCGUUUGGAUGGGAACCGUAUCUCGAGCUUUGAAGUGUGGCAACUGGCAUCGAAUCCUUAUUUAGUGGAAAUUUCGCUGGCGAAUAAUAUGUGGACUUGUGAUUGUAGUUUUUUGAACAAACUGAGAAUUUAUUUGCAAUCAAAUACGGAGAAGAUAAUCGAUGCCAAUGAAAUCAGUUGUGUGUACAAUAAUUUGACGAGUAUUCUGAAGGAGAAGAAUGGCACCAAGUGUACGUUCCGGGGGGAAGGCAUGAGUUCGAUUGUUCAUACGCAGGAAAUUGAAGACAUGCUGCCGCUGCUUUUGGUGGCUACUUGUGCGUUCGUCGGAUUCUUUGGGCUGAUCUUCGGAAUGUUCUGCUACCGAAAGGAACUGAAGGUUUGGGCUCACAGCAGCUGCUUUGGAUCGUUGUGCUACAAGUCCGGGACAUUCGUCAACGAGUAUGACAAAGACCGUUUGUAUGAUGCGUACAUAAUCAAUUCGCUGCAAGAUGAGCACUUUGUGAACCAGGUUCUAGCUUCGACUCUGGAAAACGACAUCGGAUUUCGGCUGUGCUUACACUACCGAGAUUUCAACAUCAACACCUACAUCGCCGAUACCAUCGUGGAAGCGGUCGAAAGUUCAAAGCGUGCCAUUUUAGUGCUCUCGAAGAACUUCCUCUAUAACGAGUGGUCCCGAUUUGAGUUCAAAGGAGCCAUCCACGAAGUGCUUAAGAGGCGCCGAAAGCUGAUUAUCAUCCUAUACGGAGACCUUCCGCAACGUGAUCUGGACGCCGAUAUGAGGCUGUACCUUCGUACAAACACCUGCAUCGAGUGGGAUGACAAGAAGUUUUGGCAGAAGCUCAGAAUUGCGCUUCCUCACGUAAAAAAGAGCAACUGUUUGAACAAGAGGUCGGCGAUCAACAUCUACGCUACGGCCAACGAGUACAACACCGCCACAACUGGGCGGGGAGGUGGACUGGCUGCGGCACCGGGCUUAGGGCGUGGUGGUACGCUUCCGGCUCCAGGACAUGGGCGGCUGGAGAGCCACAGCUAUGCCACCAUCGGAGGCAACUGCCCGAGAAACUGUGAUAAUUAUGAUACCGUUAGUAAUUGUAAAUAUAACACAACGCAACACGAAAGGCGGCUGAACGACUUCAGUCGAAAAGUGACAGCUGAGAGGCAACACGAGUACGCGGUUCCUUCCAACUGUCUGCUGGACACAACGCACGAGACGUACAACACCAGCUGCGAGAGGAUCGCGGGGGAAACGUUCGAAUGCACCUCCAGCAGCAAGUACUCGACGUCGUCGCGGGGUUCGAGCGAGUGUUCGCACUCGAUCGCAUCCAACCACGGAGGACCGCCGCCGCCAAUCCCGAACGGUGGACCUCCGAACAUUUUGUCUACGGCCUUCAUGGGCAAGGCGGACACCGUCGGCGGUUUCCACAGCAAUUCCAGUGCUUCGAACAACUUGAACGGCAAUAGCAGCAGUAGUUUCAACAACAGCAGUAGAAAGCCGAUCAACGGAGGCGCGGCCAGCAGCGGUAGCGGCAACGGCAAGGGUGAUAAGUCCAACACGAUUGGACACGAACAGAAGAACAAUUUCAAUGAUAGAAGACUGCCACAGGCCAUGUGGGCAUAACGAUUACUUAAAUACAGGUUAGUUAAUUAUUUUUAUCGUUGAAGCAGGAGAAAAGUACUCUCAAGCACUAAAGAAAAAUCCGCACUGUAAACAGUCAACUCACAGAUUGUAGUUACGCCAUGACAUUAUCUGCAAAAUACUAGAAAUCACUCAGUCCUAACUCACUUGUACACCAAAUACACUAAGACAUAAAUGCUCUCACUAAUAGAAGGUCCGUUUCAGUGGUAAUUUUACGUAGAAUUUGGCUCUCUUGAAUCAAUUUUGUUCGUUUUGGGUAUGUGUUGAAGUAAAACUUUGAGAUUUUCUCAAAAAAUCAUAUUAGAAUAGUUUUGGCUAUGGCAAGUUUUCAAACUACUUUUAACUUGAUUUGAAUUGUGUUUCUGAUGCACAAACUUUGAAAGGCCCCCUAGGAACAAACUAAAUCAUAAAAUUCUGCCCUACUUCUUCCAACAAGAGUCUCAUCCACACUCCAACCGGAGAAGGAACAGAGACAUAAAAAUACAACAUAAAUGAACUUCUAACCUAUACGCCCCUGCUUCGUCCCAUGCUUCCCUCAUUCAGGCUUGAACAUAGUUUUAUUGCCACGGAUGCGUUCUUCCUAAAACCGUAAGACGCACAGUGAAAUAUGACAUUCCCUCUGGAAGAACGGUUCCGAGCUGCGUUCUCAACCAUUAACAAAACGUUGAAAUUCUAGUCACAAAGGAAAAUUUCCCACUCACGUUUAGCAUUUCUGGCCGAUGUUCCUCACACUCACUCCGGCAAAAGUCACAGAAAUAACGAAAGACCCAACGAAGAGAAACUAAUUCUAAUCUCUUCAGAAUCAAUCUUCCAUUACGGUUGAUGAUUGAAAGCGUUUUUCAGUUUUUUCUUAUAUUUUGCUUCUCGUUCUUUUAUAAUUCCUUUUGUUCUGAUCAAACUCUGAAAAGAUAUCCAGGGAGCCAGCGAGGGAAUAAAGAUUUAAUCUGAUUCUUCACGCCUGAGUUCUAGAAGAACGCCAAAUCCGGACGCUGGACCACCCUAUUGCCUAUGCACUGGAGCUCGCUAAUAGAUUUAACCAUGCUUAAAAUACGAACCGUUUUUUCUCUUCUUUGUUGGUUUCCAAAACAUAAGAAACGAAAUGCUGGAAAUUUGUUUUAAUUCACAAAACGAAAAAUACGGGCGGGAAAAAUGCGAUUAAUGAGAGAAGCAAUUUGCCUUUUCCUGUCUAUCGAAGUUCUCCAGUCGAACACUGCACUUCGAUUGAUAAUACCAAGUUAAGGUGAAAUGGUUCAGAGCCAAUUUAUUUCAGGUGUACAAAACUGCUGUCACUGAAUGUCUAGCAAUGCAAUUACCAUUGUAUGAGAAUAAAAAAUUGGUUGAUUUCCAAAAGCUAUUGUUGCCUCCAUGUUCAGCAUUCGAGUUGAUUGCCCUUAAGAAUGGAAACGGACGUGCGUACUUCGCUGCAUGAGUGACGACUUGGUAUGCGGGUAGAAGUCGAAACAAAACACAAAAAUUAGACGCAGCGAGAAUGUUAAGUGAUUUCGUAUGGAAAUUUAAUUGAAAACCAUCCGCUCGAUCGACGCAACGCUCUGGCGAGUGAAGUGAAUUAACGUUGAAACAAAUUUCGUUCCGCUCGCAGAGCAAUCGAAUCGGAAAAGAGUUUAAAUUCAACACACCCCGAAAAGAAUUAAUGGAUUCAAGAGAGCUGCAACUAUUGCCAGUUAGAAACCAUGUUAGCAGUUAAUCAAAACAAGCAACUCGAGCCAUAAAUUAGUGCUACCACACUCUCCGGAACUGAAAUGAUUUACAUUUUUUCUCUGAUCCCCAAUCCCCCGGUGGUUCAGGUGGAGCAGUCACGAAUCUCGUUAACCGAAACAAAUUAGCGCUGAUGAUUAUCCACAGUCUUGAACAAAUCGCCCACCUUGUAUGAUUUCAUCCGGACUUUUCGAAUCUGUGCAGUUCUGAAAUGUUGCAGUUGCCAUGUUUGACACAAACAUAAACAAACGAGUUCCUCCAUAUUGGUGGAUGGUUAGGUUUCCUAUUAAGAGAAUUAUAUGGAAUAUGCUGAAAAGAACAAAUUCAAAACCAGUAUAAAGCUAUUUUGUUGUGUUGUUUUUAUUACCUCAUCGAAAAAAAAACUCAAAUUAGCGCGGAAUAGAAGAGUUGCAAACGGAAGCUACCAGUUGAAGAUACUAGUAUUUAAGUAACAGAGUCUUGUAUGUAAAUAUAGAAAUUUUUAAAAUUCUAGCAAUUAUCAAAUUAUGUACAUAUUCCAGAAACCAACCGAACUACGACUUACAAAAACAAAACAGAAGAAAAUGUUAGCAAACACACAAAACAAAAAAAACCUUUGCAUAACAAAUCUAUCCAUGACAAAGAUACAAACUAAGAUGCAAACUAACUAAGAAAUACGAACAAAAUAACUCGCUCUUUUCGAUUUAGUUUAAAAUGUAAGAUUAUAAAUUAUAAAAAAGCGACGGAUUCUGACCCUCGUAAAUUGUUGAAUAGUCACUCACACACAGUCUCACACAUGCAUUUACAUUAAAAUCCGCUGUACAUAUAGGUGAGCAAUAGGGAAAAAAAACAAUUAUGAAGCAAAGACCUCGAAGCAAAACCAGCAAACCAGCAGGAGGGCGAUUGCAUUGGUGAAGUUGAUAAGGGCCGAAGAGAAUUGUAACUAUAGUAGUCGCUAAGUCAUUACCACAAAGUCAGACGCUCGCCACAUCCUACUAGCACUAUGCGAUACACAAACAGAAAGAAAAAAAGCAAACAAACCAGUAAGCAAAGAACUAGAGAGGGGAAACUGUGAGCAAAUACGAGAAAAUUUUAAAAUACUAUAUGAGAGAAGCACGCGAGUACAGAAAAGAAAAUGAACAAAUUACGAAAAAUAAAAACUAUAAUUUAUUUAUGAAAAAUUAAA